ACGAUGACAGCAGGAGCAGGUCCUGUCCCCUUGCCUUCUCCCAGGUGGGACUGCAGAGAAAUUCUGUUUCACAAGCAGGCACUGAGCCUUCCGUGCUGUUGCAGUUCCUGUUUCUUGUCCUUGAGAUGGGUCGGACGUUUGACUUAUAAGGCUAAUUUAGAAAAUUCAGCUUAGGAGAUGUUUUCUGUUUUCAUUUCUUUUAAGCUGCGUUGUGAAUUGCUAUUUAUGUAUGUAUUCAUUGUUUUCCAAAGGCCAGAAUUUCCUGAUGUCUCUCACAGAAACAAUUACUCAUUUUCAUGAAAAUAGAUGCACUGAAUUGCUACUGUUUGGCUGGCUCUGAUGAUUUUUAUUCAUCUGCCUGACAUUUAUGCUGGUCAUGACUUGGUGUUGCUAAAAGGCAAAGCUGUUUUUGUCUGCUGACACAUGGGUGACUGAGGACUCCCAGAAGAUGGAGAGAUUCCCAGGGUGGUUCUCUUUGCUGUCCAGAAGGGCUCUUGCUGUAACCACCAGAUUUAACAGCACUCCUGCAGAUCCAUGUCACUGUGGGACGAGCCUCUGGCCUUGAAAAGCUUCUUGCAAAGUUGUUUACCACAGACAAUCAGCUAAUCUUGCACAUUAUGGGUUUGUUAUUUAUUGUUUCCCUCUGCUCAACAGUAAGUCAUACCGAAAGGAGAAAAAAAAGAAAGUGGGUUGGUUUUUUUCAUCAUUGGGUGGGGUUUCUUUAGGUUCUUUUGGAUAGAUUUGGUUUUUUUGUUAGGUGAGGUUUGGGUUUUUUUGUCAGUAGAAAAAUUAACUAGACUUAAGGUUGAGAAGCAUUUAAAUACUUUUUUUGCUGUGAACCCAUCUUUUCAAGUCCUCAGUCAGUGUCCUGGGAGGAAAAAGCUCCAUCCUAACAUGGUUAAGGCAUGCUAUGCUAAAAUCUUACAGCUGCAGGCAGAAUUACGAGCAGUGACUCUUUCACUACACUUUUAUCAGAUGAAAAACUUGUUAUCUGAAUACCUUUAAUAUUUUGGAACUUUCAGUGCCACUUGGGCUUUAAAGACAAACAUAAAUCAUGCCCUCCUAGCGCAAGUAUGGUCCUUCUCUCCCUGCUGUGUCUGCUUGAUGCCUCCUCAGAAUAUCCUACUCUGCAAUAGCAAAGAUUUUUCAGUAGGAGCUGUGAUUGUAGUUCAGUGUGCAGAAAUCUGUCUGAGAACUCCUGCUUUGGAGCUGCCUGUGUUAAAAAAAAUUCCUGACCUUCCCAUCGCACUGCUGCCUACGGAUUGCAGCAGCCAUGGAGACCUGAGCCACUGCUGCAGGCACUUGGGAAGAAGCAUGACCAAGAUGAACUACAUCCUGCUGACUGCCUGCAUUGUUCUGAUUGCUUUUUGCGGCUCUGGUUAUACCUUAAGAUGUUACCACUGUGACAACAGCCCUUCCGUGUGCAGGACCAACAGCACCUGCUUAACGACUGAGGACACCUGCUUGCAGAUUAAAUUUGGUAAAUUGAGAACUUUCUCCUGCUGGAAGGCAUCCCAGUGCAGUGUGAAUGAAAUCGCUGAUUUCUUCCAGUUGGAUAAUUUUGAAUUCUUUUGUUGCCAACACGACCUGUGCAAUGAGAGUGCAAUUACUGGGGUUAACAAAGCAGCCUUCAGUAUUGCUUCUGUAAUGGCCAUGUUAUGGAUGCUCCUGUAACAAUCCUCAUUUGUAAGCUGUCCUUUCAAGAUGAAAUUACACAAAACCAUUAACUCUUUUCUAUAUUGCAUAUUUUCAGCUCCUGUCCGUAGGCAGAAACAUUCCCUUGUAAUUUUGUUUCCCAAGGUUCUGUCCGAUAAAUCAUUGUCUCCAUCCAUGGGAAGGAGAUGUGCAUUGUUAUCAGUUAUUGGGUGUUUUGAUCUGUCCCCAUGUUCAUGGGGAAGAUAAGUUCUUGUGAAGUCAUGUUAUCUUGUGGAGAACCUGGGCAAACUCCAGUGGGUGAUGUGAAGGAGAAGGAACACUACAGCCUUUCUGCUGGAAACUGUCAUUUUUUUACCAUCCCAUAAACUCUCAUUAUUUUUGAUUGGCAUUUCUGUGGGUUUUGAUUUGUUUUGCUUUGAAUCCUCCUUGUCACAGACCAAGCAGUGGAUUUGCCCUUAACACAAGACGUGUUGGAUCAUAAGUGCACUUUGCUGCAGUCUUUGUGAUGAAUAUUGAAAUAUUCAGUUUCAAGUCAUGUAAACGCUUUGUUCCCAUCACUGUACCUUUUUUUUUUUUACAAGCCAAUGAUAUAACCUUGUCAAGUGCUAUUAUUUUGGGAGAAAGCAUCUACAUUUCUUAAACCAAAACCAAAAUACUGCUAUAAGUGAGAAACACUUUUCCUUCUUUUUUUUUUUAUAUAUAUAUAUUUCUGUGAGCAUGUAGACAACCUGUGAUAGCUUCUUUUUUUAUUUUCCUCAUACAUUAUCCAUGCCUAGGAUUUUAAGUGAGCAUGUGCUUUGCACUGAGUAUUUAUUGGUAUACUGAAAAUCGAUUAUAAAAUGCUAAGGAGUUGAAAUGGCACAUGUAGGUUACUUCCCCACCUAGUUAGCUUUUGGGUUUUGUUGAAAACAGUGACGUGUAAACUUAACCCUUCAAGCUUCCACCUAGGAGUAUUAAAAUCUUGCAGAACUUUCUUUCCAUAAAUGCCAAUGCACAGUAUAGGUGUGUAUUUAUAUAGCAUGAACAAAACCUGCUCAGUCUGUAGGUGUGAGAGGUCUGGAGCUCAAAUACUGAAACACUUACGUUGCUCUGCUCCGUGGUGGGAGUCAGACCUUGGGACGUCUCUGGUACAUGGGGACCCUCUCAGUCAGGCAGGAUGCCAAAUCCUCUUUCUCUUCUGGAGCUGCUGGCAUAUCCCUGCCAGAGUUGUGUCCAUUGCCAAUGGGAUAUCCUCUUCCUGAGGACCCUCGUGACACCAGUGACACCAGUCCACCAGUCACAACAAGGGUGUUGUUCUGAAUCCCUGAUGUAUUCCACAGUGUACCUUUUGGUUGAGCUUAUUGUAGCUAUGAAAGUGUCCUGGGAUCUCUCCCAUCACUCAAAGUAUGGAAGUUGUCCUGUCUUUGAUUAAUAAAAAUGUCAAAAAAGAAAAA
Corvus hawaiiensis (hawaiian crow) is the source of this 3089-nucleotide messenger RNA. RefSeq names its product CD59 molecule (CD59 blood group) (gene CD59). NCBI's taxonomy places the organism in Eukaryota, Metazoa, Chordata, Aves, Passeriformes, Corvidae. The record is from RefSeq and is a predicted model, not a curated record. Bases 1105 to 1674 code for a protein of 189 amino acids. The transcript is spliced from 4 exons.